CGUCACCUGGCAGAGUCCGCUGGUCUUGAGGUGGGAAUCCUGCUGUGGGCAGCAGGCAGCCCGGCCAAAGAGGAAACAGCUGAAGGAUCUGGAGCUAUCCCGAAGCUCCAUGCUCUGAUACCUAAGAACUCUGUCCUUCCCCAAGAGAGAAACCUGGAGGAAGAUCCAUCAGCCUUGAACUCCUGAAAGUCAUGCUGCUCGGUUCGGAACUGUUCAGGGAUGUGACCAUAACUUUCUCCCAAGAAGAGUGGGAGUGCUUGGAGCCUGUUCAGAGGGAUUUGUACAGAGAUGUGAUGUUGGAGAACUACACCCACCUGGUCUCACUGGGUCUUGCCAUAUCCAAACCUGAGGUGAUAGCCAUCCUAGAGCAAGGAAAAGAGCCAUGGAUAGAGGAAAGGGCUACAACGGGAGGGCUAUGUUCAGCAUUGGAAUCUGGAUGUGGUACCAAGAUAACAUCCUCCAAGCAACACACUUAUGAGGAGGACUCGCCACAGAUAACAGAAAGCCUUCCAAGCUGCAGUCUGGAGAGCUCAAGUCUCCGAGAUGACUGGGAAGGCAAAGGCCUAUAUGAUAGACAACCAAGAAAUCCAGCCAGAAAUGCCGGCCCAGUGUUAAUCCAUCACAAAGAAAUGCCCGCAUUAAACCAGCACCACAUGUCUCUUACUUUUUACCAGAAAAAGUCCUGUCGAUAUAAAAAAUGCAAGAGAGCCUUCUGUCAAAAGCAAUUCACUAUUAACCAAGGAAUUCAUACAAAUGAGAAGCCCUACAAGUGUAGGGAGUGUGGGAAGGCUUUUAAGUAUGGCUCACGACUAAUCCAGCAUGAGAAUAUUCAUUCAGGCAAGAAGCCGUAUGAAUGUAAGGAGUGUGGGAAGGCCUUCAACUCUGGCUCAAAUUUCACACAACACCAGAGAGUUCAUACGGGUGAGAAACCUUAUGCGUGUAAGGACUGUGCUAAAGCCUUCAGUCGGAGUUCCCAGCUCAUUGAGCAUCAGAGAAUCCAUACUGGGGAGAAGCCUUAUCAAUGUAAGGAGUGUGGCAAGGCCUUCAAUCGUAUCUCACAUCUCAAGGUACAUCACAGAAUCCAUACUGGGGAGAAGCCCUAUGUGUGUAAGGAAUGUGGGAAGACCUUUGGUCAUAGGUCUCAGUUGAUUCAACAUCAGACUGUUCAUACUGGCAAGAAACUCUUUGAGUGCAAAGAGUGCGGGAAGGCUUUUAAUCAAGGGUCCACUCUAAUCCGACAUCAGAGAAUUCAUACGGGAGAGAAACCGUACAAGUGUAAGGCGUGUGGCAAGACCUUUAGAGUGAACUCACAGCUUAAGCAACAUUCCAGAAUUCACACUGGAGAGAAACCGUACCAGUGUAAGGUUUGCAGUCGGGCCUUCAAGCGGGUCUCGCAUCUCACAGUACAUUAUAGAAUUCAUACGAGUGAGAAGCCGUUUGAAUGCAAGGAACGUGAGAAGGCCUUUAGUCAUUGCUCACAACUGAUUCAGCAUCAGGUGAUCCAUUCUGAGGAAAAGGCCUACAAGCAGAAGGGACGCUGGAGGAGCGUAAAGCAUGAUGCAACAUCCGAGCACCCCAGACUGCGCAGUAGAGGAACACACAGGAACAUAGUAAAUGCCGAAAAGCCAGCUCUUGGCACUAGGAAUCAUCAGGGGGUUUGUUGGCAAGCAGCCCUGUGAACGGAAGUAAUGCGGAGAGCCCGUGAGCUUAGGGUAAUCACAGACUGCGCAUCUUCAAGAAAGGGUAGGCCAUGUGCUGCUACUGAGAUACUCUAUUCAGUUCAUUCUACGUAUGAUGUCUCCCAACGCAAUCCAGAACCUAGUCAUGGGAUUUUUGUGUCGUUUUGGGUUUAUAUAUUUAUUUAUUUAUUUGUUUUGAGACAAGGUCUCUCUAUAUAGCCUUUCUUGGCCUGGAAUCUGCUAUGUAAUCCAGGCUGACCUGGAACUCAGAGAGAGAGAUCUGCCUGCCUCUACCUUCAGGGGAUAUUAAAAGUACGUGCCACCACACCCAGUUUUAGUCACAGGGAAAAGAAAGCCAAAUUACUCUUCACUUGAUAAUAUUUUUUUAAAAAAGCCAUGCAAACACUGAGCUGCAAGAAAAAGAAUGACUUGAUACGUUUACAUGCUAAGAAAGGUAAGACAAGAGCCAGGCGUGGUGUCGCACGUCUUUAAUCCCAGCACUCGGGAGGCAGAGGCAGGCAGAUUUCUGAGUUCGAGGCCAGCCUGGUCUACAAAGUGAGUUCCAGGACAGCUAGGGCUACACAGAGAAACCCUGUCUCGAAGAACCAAAAAAAAGAGAGAGAGAGAGAAAGAGAGAGAGAGAGAGAGAGAGAGAGAAAGGAAGGAAGGAAGGAAGGAAGGAGGAAGGAAGGAAGGAAGGAAGGAAGGAAGGAAGGAAGGAAGGAAGGAAGGAAGGAAGGAAGGAAGGAAGGAAAGAUAAAGCUGUAUCUAGGGUGUGGUAACCCACACCAUGAAUCCUAGGCACUUGGAAGGCAGACAGACAGAUCUCUGAGUUUUAGGCCAGGUGGCUACACAGUAAGACCCUGCCUCCAAACAAUAACAAUGAUCCCAUCCCCAAAAGAUAUACCCAGAGGAAUUAAAGACUUUUAUAAGAAUCUGUGUGUUUGUGUGUGUGUGUGCACGCAUGUGUGUCUGUACAUGUAAAUCUGAGUGUUUGUGUGUGUGUGUGCACGCAUGUGUGUCUGUACAUGUAAAUCCCACAGUACACAUGUGGAGAUCAGAGGGCACUCACUCCUUUCUGUCCUCCUUUAUGUGGGCUCCAGAGCUUGAACUUACAUCACCAGGCUUAUCCACUGAGCAACUCUCUGGCCUUUUUAAUAAUUACAAACACAUUUUUUAACAUCCAGAGCAAUGGUUUUCAGGUUUUGAAUAUAUGCUUGUAUAUGAAAACCCGAAUGAAUACCCAAACACUAAAUAAAGGAAUCAGAAUUACAAAACA
Molecule: messenger RNA, 2958 nt
Organism: Mus musculus (house mouse)
Lineage: Eukaryota; Metazoa; Chordata; Mammalia; Rodentia; Muridae
Gene: Zfp582
Product: zinc finger protein 582
Exons: 5
Coding region: 192-1679 (495 amino acids)
Biological process (GO): regulation of DNA-templated transcription
Cellular component (GO): nucleoplasm; nucleus
Molecular function (GO): sequence-specific double-stranded DNA binding
Source: RefSeq, marked validated